UUAUGUUAUCUGUGAAAUUAAACGCUAUUCAUCUCUCGCUGGAUUUAAAAAAAUUAAACUCGUAGUCUAUGAUUCGUGAUUAGCUUCUCGUAAUGUGUUACGAUUUUCAGCAAUGUGUUUGGAAAUAAACAGAAAAGCGUGAUUUAUUUCGUUUAGUUUCUUUUAAUUAGUGAUUCUAAAAACACAAAAAAUGUUGGUGAUGUGUACAGUAAACAGAGCAAACAAACAGCGACGUUUUUGAUAAUACAAUUCCUCAGUGAGCAAAGUGACGCCAUUUUACGGGAAUGAUCAGCCCGCGGCUGCCUCCUAGUAAGCCUGAUGUAAGAAUCGCACUGUUUAAACGGAUGCAUGGAAACGAAUCUAUAUUCUUGCACUCAUACUGGACGUACGAUUUCCGAGAAAACUAUGGAAGAUGGUAAUGCUGUCAAUGCGAGAGAUGAAAAAAAUAGUUCAGGUUCGUUGGCGAGUUUGUAUGGCGAAAGACCCGCGAAAUUGACGACAAACGGACAUGAGCAUUCCGGCGAGUCUUCGAGUCCGCCUCACGUGUUGUACGAGCACCGUCGCCCAAGUAUCGAAGUCGCGCGGGACGAUAAGUUCCGGAAACGCAUCAACCCACUGAGGAUACAUCUGGGAAAGAGGCCUUUCAUAGAUAAUUCACAUCAGUACUAUAAUUCUAGUAAGAAAAAAAGACUUUAUAGACCCAGUGAUGCCAAUAUACCAACUGGUGUUCCUCGUGUGCCUAAACUUAUACCAAAACGUGGUGAAUUCGGUCAGCUUCAAAAUAUUACAUCACAAGCUGAAUGCCCUCUUGAGAAUGAACAAGACAAACCUGUGCCUCGUCUCGUGCCUAAAAGCCAACUGCAACAGUUUAAAAAGAGUAAAAUUGAAAAAGGAGCCCAACUGAAAGAUUAUGCUCAGAGACUUGGUUUGCAGCCUAUGGUGAAGUUUAAGUGUAGAAAAUGUUGUUCAAUGUCAUUUAAGACCCUGGCCAUGUUGAAGGAGCACCAGCUAGUAUGUCAAGCUCAGGCUAAAGAACCAGCACUGAGUCCUGAAACAGCACCUUGUCCUGAACCUAAUCCUGGUGGUCCAUCUCGUGUAACAAGAAAGGUUUAUUUAUGUUCAGCAUGCGGAACGUAUUAUGAAAAUUGGAACUUAUUUCUUCACAUGCGAGAAGUCCACAAUAGACACAUAUGCCUGUUUUGCUUAGGAAUGUUUUCAAAAGCUGACAAACUCUCUGCGCAUUUAACAAAUAAACACAACGUGAAAGAGUUCAGCUAUGGAACUAAAGAAGAAUUUUUCAACAUUUAUAAUGGGACAUUCUAUUUAAUGUGUUGUGUGUGUGAUGAAAUUUGCAGUGAACAAGAUGACAUAUUCAAUCAUGACUGUAAUAAUAUCAAACCAAAACCGGUGCCUAUGCUUGUCAGUAAAAAUGCUGUAAAACAGACUAAUAUAAAAAAUGCUAAACAUUUCAAUGAAUUACCUCAAAACGGGCCCUUUUCUGUGACUAAAGAUAUCAUUAGAUCAGGCAGUGGAAAUAGAGACAGCACUGAUACUAAAUUGGAUUUACCAUCAGUUUUACAUAAAUCAGCUGAAAGAAUAACAACUGAUGGAAUACAUAGUGAUACUAGUGUAAGUUCAGACAACUCAGCAGCUACCAGUAAAGAUACAAGUAAAACUGCAGAUUCGGGCUUAGAGAGUUCAGAUAAUAGAUUAAUUUCAAGUCCAGUGCACCAAAAUAAUUUUGACACUGUUGAAGGUAAAUGUAACAUGCAUAUAAAUGGUGAUGACAGUUUAGAUCACUCAGAAGAGAGUAGACCAUCGUCUCCUUAUGAAGAUAGUCAAAUGGAUGAUUCCAGAUUGCUAAACAGUAAAGCAGAUGUAACAGUUUUAGAGAAGCCGGUAGAAAAAGAAAAAGAAUGUGGUAUAAAACUAACAUUGAGCCUUAAUAAUGCGAAUUCACCUGUUAUAAUUAACUCCACAGUAGAUCCUACAGUCGGGCAACAAAUCUUGCACAAACCACCUUCUCGUCUCAGAAGACCACCAAAAAGAUAUGAAAGAGAAGCUCCGACUGAACAAACAAUUCAGCCAAAAACACCUUCCAUAAAAAUGACUAUUUGUGAUAGAGCUGAUAGUCCAUUUGUGAAGACCACUACAAUAUAUGAAAAUAACAAAGAAAUGACAGUAAAAACUCAUUUGAAUAAUAAUUUGGAGAUUAUUAACAAUGUACUAGAAACAAAACAAGAUCAUGCCAUUAAAACAACCAUAUAUGAUAAUAAAUUGGAGGACGACAACACAUUAAAUAGGGUACCAAAACUGACAGUAAGAGUACCUAAAGAACUCUUAGAUAAAGAUUCAUCUAGUGAUUACUCUUCAGACAGUGAUGUCAGUGACAAACUCACUGUAGAUGAGGAUCCAGGACCAGUCAAUCCACCAGUAGUUGCUAAGAGAGAUUCAGUUACAGAAGCAGAACCAAUGGAGUUGACACCCCCACUUCAAAACAUUAAGAGUGAAUUAGAACCCUCAACAGAAGAAACUUCAAGUGUGCUGGCUGAAAAUGCUGCAGAAUCUGUUGAAGAACCCAACACAGAACUUCUUGAUGUAGUGAAACCAGUGGAGAAUGCUGUAGAAGAGCCAGCAAUACCUGUAACAGAAUUAUCCUUAGAUAAACCAUUGGAUAAAUAUCCUCUGAAGGAUCUCUUAAAAGCAUUCCUUGCAGCUACGGUACAUAAUUGUAUAUAUUGCAAUCAUGUGCGAAAGAUUGCUGUCAAUUGUGAGCAGUUAUCUUUACAUAUGGUGGCACAGCAUCGGUUUGCUGCUACCGUCGACAGUAUCACUGCAGAAGAACUAAUGCCAGAGACAAUUACAGCAAAAUUAAAAUUAGGAGCUGAAGAACUUAGUUCAGUUUAUAUAAACCUUGAUUCUUUUGAUAGUGUUGACAAGUGUAAUAAUGUACAGUAUGAACAUAUGUUUGAGUGUUUUCAGUGUUAUUUUAAAACUGCUGUCCACAAAGAUCUCUAUUUACAUAAUCGUAAGAUGCAUCAAAAAACAAUAUUAUUGUGCAUUAUGUGUAAAUCAAAUUUUUAUAGUUAUAGUGAAUUAUUGUGUCAUUUAUGUCCAGGGACUUAUAAUGCUGACUAUGAAGCUAAGUUUCGAUGUUGUCUGUGCAGUAUAGACUCUAUACCAUCACAGUUUAGGUUGAUGGUACAUCUCAGAAAAAUACACCAUACUUGCGAUGUUUGCCUUGAAUUCUGCCACAACCAAGCAAGAUUGUCGAAUCAUGUUUGGAAACACAAAUUGCAUCACUUGUGCUACCGAUGCGGCAUUGCAUAUAGAAACAAACCAGAUAUAACUAAUCAUUUGUUCUGGAAACAUGGCACAGAGAGUGUUCUUUGUAAGAAAUGUCUGCAGAAAAAAUGGCCUCACGUCUACCAUUUCUGUACACCUCCGGCAAUAUUCAUGUGUGAAGAGUGUAAUUUACAAUUUAGUAGAGCCGUAAGCUUAAAAGUUCACAAAAGAUUUCAUUCUGGUGAAUUUCCUCAUCCUUGUGUAGAAGAAGGUUGCACAGAAAAGUUUGUGUCUAAAAAGCUCUUGAAUAAACAUUUGGAGCAACAUAAAAAUAAGAUGAGCGUUGAGGACCUUACUGUUCCUGAUAAAGUUACGUCACCUAAAGCACCUGAAGAACCCAUUCCUAUUAUUGAUUUAGUAGAUGAUAAGCCGCCAGAGGAAGCAGGAUCUUCCAAUGAUAAAAUAAAACCUGAAAAUGAAACACAAUCUAAAAAGUCUAAGAAAAAGAAACUAAAAGACAAGGACGCCUUACUGUUAGACGUUAAUUUACCGGCGUUAAAUCUGUCUGAGAGUGAUAGCAGCGAUGAGUCUGAUAGUGGUCUGUCACCAACCAAAGAAAUAAAACUCGAAGAAAAGGUAAAAGAAGAGGCCGAAGAUCCGAAAAUGAAAGGAGUAAUCGAAGGCGAGAAAACAGAACAUUGUGUCACUAUUCCGAAAGUUGAGGAGAAGACAGAAACAACUGAAGACGAGAAACCAAAUGAACAAAAAGUAUUGGAGAUAUGGGAUAACUUCAAAAAGUAUCAAGCUAAAGUCGAGAAACAGAAAGAGAAGACGCCGCCUUUAGUGCCCAUACGAAAACAUGUAUGCGAGUCUGAUCAUGAUUACUGUUUGAUUCCAACUGAUAUGAACGGCGAUGAGGACCCCUUCAAUGUUGACAAAAAGAAAAGUAAAAAGUCGCCUAAGAAAAACAAAGGAGAAUUUUCGUCAUCAAGCAGUAGUAGUAGUGACAGUGAUUCUAGUUGUUCGUGUGGGUCCAAUUGCAGCUGCUCAUCUAGCAGUGGUUCCUCUUCAUCCAGCUCUUCUGAUUCUGAUACUUCAGAGGAAUCCGGCAAUGAGAAGAAAAAGACCAAGCGACUUAAAAAGACUAUUUCUAGAAGACUAAGUAAUGGUUCCAAUGUUGAUGUUAUGGGGAAUGCUGAAACUCCAAUCUUAGUACCAGAAAAAGUAGAACCCCCCAUUGCUGAAUCGGAUCUCGAUACUGAUGAAAGUGAGACAGAUGAAGAAUUCUACGACAAACGUCCUCAAAAAAUAACCAAUAAAUUAAAUGAAGAAAAACGUAGCCAUUUAUUGACAACGCCAACUGUGACACAAUCUGACGGCUGUUCCAUUUCUGGAGAGGCAAGUCGAUCUUCAACACCAAAGGAAAUGAUUCCCGAAACUAUACCAGAAGAAAGAGAGAAGGAAAAAAUACAAAUAGAACAGCCUAAAGAAGAUACAGCUCUUAAAGUGAAAGCUCCAUCGGCUACGAAGAAGAAGAGUAAAAAGAAGAAGAAAUCAAAAAAACGUGGUCCCAUAAAAAUUAACAUUCCCAAAGACAUUAUAACUAACCCUGAAGCCGAAGCACAACAAACCCUACCUCCAAAUAAAAUAACGAUAUCAUUACAAUCCAAUACAGUACAAAUACCAGAGACUCCUAAACUAACUCCAAAACCCACGCCCAAUACUAGUGCUUCAUCUAAGCUUGCAGGAAAUAAACGGGCGUCCAAAAGACGACGCGUCCCCAACAAAUUCUACGGAUACUCUAGUGACGAGGAGUCGCCACAAACCGCUGCUCUGAAACCACAACUACCGCCUAAGCUUGAAUGGCGAAAGGAAGACCUACCAUCGCCCGUAACUCACAAGGCAAAAAAGGAAGUGCCUUCCACGAUAAUACCCAGUAGACUGUACGGCUAUUCCGAUUCUAUCAGGCUGACUACGCCCAUACCAGACCCGGAGCCGCCCAAAAUACUAAUGAACACGGAGUCUAUGGAAUCGAGCGAUUCAGAUAGCAGCGAGGAAGGAAAUUUAGAAAUCGAUCAAUCCAAUAACAGCGGUUUUCCCAUUCCGCCUCCUAGUUAUCUGAAUUCUGGCACUUCGAGUCUACCCUAUGCUUUCGAAAGACCGGCCGUGAGAGAAGCAAGAGAAGGCGAGAGCGUGUACUGCUACUGUCGGUGUCCAUACGACGAGGUGUCCGAGAUGAUAGCGUGCGACGCCGACGGCUGUCCCAUAGAGUGGUUCCAUUUCGAGUGUGUAGGCAUCAUGGUACCGCCUAAAGGCAAGUGGUACUGUCCCGAAUGUAGGAAAAAUCAAAGUUUCUCAGGCUACAGAUAAUUAAUGAUAAACAAAAUUUAAAAAUGUAUAUAUAACUCUGCUGUAUUGUUACUCUGUAUAUAACUUAUUAAUUAUUGUAGAUAGUUUAGGCAUUACCUGUAUAACUUUAUAGUUAGUUUGUGUAAGUUUUAGGUUAUUAGGUCUGAAAGAAAUGUAUAAUUAUUGUUAUUGAAAAGUACAUGUUACGCUUGAUGGAACAGGCUGUGCGGCCAAUUUUGUAACCAGGCAAAAUUGUUAAUGACAUUAACUUACUGCAGAGAAACGGCAAUAUAAAUCCGAUUUUUGAUACCAA
Messenger RNA from Bombyx mori (domestic silkworm), 5947 nucleotides. RefSeq lists its product as uncharacterized. The transcript has 2 exons. The coding region runs from base 349 to 5655 and encodes 1768 amino acids. Lineage: Eukaryota; Metazoa; Arthropoda; Insecta; Lepidoptera; Bombycidae. Gene Ontology annotation, cellular component: chromatin; PcG protein complex; transcription regulator complex. Gene Ontology annotation, molecular function: DNA-binding transcription factor activity, RNA polymerase II-specific; RNA polymerase II cis-regulatory region sequence-specific DNA binding. Gene Ontology annotation, biological process: regulation of transcription by RNA polymerase II. The record is from RefSeq and is a predicted model, not a curated record.